AUGUGUGAACAGACUGAAAUUAAUUAUUUGGAUGGAGAUGUAGUAUGGGUAAAGCUCGGCUCAUGUUGGUGGCCCGGGGAGGUGGUUGGCUCGGAGAAGCUACCACCAGAUGUCCUGCCUUCAUUUCGAAAACCACCAAUAGCUGUUGUCAAGUUCUUUCAAGAAGAUACUUAUGAAUAUGUGAAAAAUCUGAACUGCAUUUAUAAAUAUAAUUGCAGUCGCAAGAAUGAAUUCAUAAACAAAGGAUUAUAUAUGUAUAGAACAAAACAUGGGCAUAUGGAGAAGUUUCCUGAGGAUGUUAUACGAGCAGAAACUGCUGUAGGAGGGGACAUUAAAAUACUUACGAGGGAUGAAUUCCAGGAAACAAAGAAAGAAAGCUAUGCUGGACUAUUUGGAGACCCAUCUAAAAAAACUCCUACCUCUGGUAAAAAAGGAAGAGGUGGAAGAGGAAGACCUCCAGAUUCUUCAAAAUUUUCUACUCCCAACCAAAAGUUUAAAGAAAAAACAAACUAUAAAGUGCACAUCCUGCUGCAAGGUUCGAAGACACCAACUCAAGCCGAAAGUGUCUCUACUCCAUCAACUAGCCGGGCUGGUUCAGAGCCUUCAGAAAUACCAGAAAAACAAGAAAAUAAAAGUGAAGAAACAGAAAAAUCAGAAACAAACACCCAACAGGCAACCUUCAAUACACCUACCAUGUCUAGUGCAGGAAUUUAUGCAUGUCAUGCAUGCAACUUUACCACCACUCGCCUAAAUGUAUUAAUUUUACACAAUAAGACACAUAGUGUUACUUUUACGCCUUAUACACCAUCUCCUGUAAGAAAAAAGACCUCAAAAUCACUGAAAUCAACACCUGUUACAACAAAAACACCAAAACAGAAAAAGCCUCGCCAGGAAAAAUCUGACAAACCUAAGAAAACUCCGAGUAUCAAACGCACUGCAGAUCCUGAAUCUAAUAUUGAAGUUAAGAAACAAAAAACGGACGAAGAAAUAAAAAGUAGUCUAUUAGCAGACUGGGAUGAUGGAGAUGAAGAAUCAAAUGAUGAUUCAGCUAUGGUCAUGGCGGGAUCUCCAGAAGUACCAAUAGCUGCUGAAUCUCCUGCAGUACCAACUCCUGCAGAGUUACCAAGUGCACAAGUUCCUGUAGAAUCUGUUAAACAAGUAGAAGAGCAACCUGAACCUGAAAAACCAGAAUCAUCUAGUGAUUCCAAAUAUGAAUUCUGUGAGGAUGAAGAUUGGCCAGUUGAAGCUGACAUUGGUAGAAAAAUUCCAAGAGUGAAAAAUCCGUCUAAACGAAAAGGGGAAACAAAAAGUGUUAGUAUUGAUGAAGACGAAAUAGCUAGAGAAGUUGCUGAAUUACUCAAUAAAACUACUUUACCAGAGCUACCUGCAGCCCCUGAACCUUUAAAAGUUGAGGAAAAUUUUCCGGAGCGUUCGAUAGUCAAAUCCCCAGAUAAAAAAAGUGACAUUCAAGAUCAAAAUCCAGUAGAAAAAAAAAGUUCAAAUGAACCACAGCCGUCUAAAACAAUAUUUAAGACAAAGACGUUUUUUCGUAGUCGACACUCAAGAAGCCAAGAUGCAAUAGGAAAAUAUGUUGCUGAACAAUUAAACGCUGCAGAAAGAAUGGAUAUCGCAGAUACAGAAAUUAAUGGAUCGGAUACACCCAUUCCUGAAAUAAGAGUUUCACCACCAAGAGAACAUGUGAAAGUUGCUCGUUUGGCACCAAAAGUUCAGUUUAAGAAAAUGAAAGCAGAGGCAGCACAACUUCGUGAACUAGAAAAAAUAAAUGCAGGAAAACUUAAAGAAGAACAAGACAGUACAUAUUCUAUUUCACCUGAAAAAUUAUAUUCUGAUAUAACAGAUAAUACUAUAGAAAAACAAAAUAUUCAAAACUUUAGUAUUGAAAAUAUUGCACAAAACGAAAAUAGAGAGGAUAACAACAAAGAUGUAACAAUAAAAAGUAGUAAAACAUGUAAUAAACAAAGUAUAGAUGAAAAUAUUAAUAAGGAAAAUAAUAUAAAUAACAAUGACACAGACAAUAAGAAAACAUUAUCUACAGAUGAAGUUAGUACAAAGUUAGAAAACAAUACUGCAUCAAAAUUGAAAGAAAAUGAACCUCCGAAAACUUAUGAGUCUUAUAUGAAUGAAACUACUGCAUCUGCAGUUGAUGCAUUAUUAAGUGUGUCACGCGAAACAGACAGAGUUACAAAAAAUAUAAGUGAUGAUCCUCCUGAGGACUUAUUUGAAGAUGAUAUCAAAGAUAAUACAUUAAACAGUUUAAAUGGAUUUAACAAUACCGAUAACCAAAGCAAUGGCUUAGAUGAGAGUGCAGAACGAAUCUCUAAAACAAAUCAACUUGAAGAAGAUGAUUUAAACAUAGUAAAAGAUAUAAAUAACGAAGCGAAAUCACAAAAUAUUGAUACGGCUUCAAAUUUAACACAAGGAAAAGAUGUCAUAGUUGAGGAAAUCAAUGAAGGAAAUCCUCUACAAAAAGAUAGUUCUGAAGAAUCUUCAAUUCAGAAUUUAGAGUCUAGUGAAAAUAAUAAAUCAGAAAUAAGCUUAAAAGAAACAAAAGAAGCGUUUUCCAUCGAUAGCAUGCCUUCUGAAUCAGAUUUGCAGAUAGCAGAAGCUCUCAUAAAUUUACCAACCACAACUAUGCAGAACAAAGUAGUCAUUGCUCUUCAUGCAGAUAGUGAUACUUUGAAAACUUCUGAGGAUACCACGGAUUACAUUAAAGAUAAUAUAUUUAAAGAUAAAAACGAAAAUACGACCUUGCCUGAUGCCACUAAUUCUAUUAAUACAGGUCACUCCGACGUGCAUAUUGAGGCAAAUAAUGAAAAUAUUAAUUCUAGGUUUGAGACAGAACAAGAAAAAAGUGAAAAUUUAAAUGCAGCUCAGUCUUUAGUUCAAAUGUCAGAAUCAAUUGAUCUUAAAAUAAAAAUACCUGAUAUUGAUUUGCCAAAUAAAGAAGUUCUAAACGUUGCGGCUAAAGAAAACGAUUUAAAAAUAAAGUCCAUAGAAUUAAAAACGCAACCAACAGUUAAAACAAAUGAAUUUGUUAGUGAUCUCAUAAAUCAUCAUAAGGUUGGGGAAAUUGAAACAAAUUCUCCGAAAUUAUUAAAAAUUCUAGAAGAACCAGUAUUACCUAAAUUGACUGCUAAGAAAACUAUUACUAAACAAAUAAUAGUUCCGGGAAAGGAGAAAAUUUUAAAUUUUGAUGUUGGAAAAUCACCAAUAAAAUCUAAAUCUCAAUCACCAAAACAAAAAAUCAUAGUACGUCGGACUGCACCAAAUAAAAAUUUGCUAAACAGGCUAACAGACGUGACUACACCUGACAAAAUAAUUUUAUCCCGCACUAAUAAACCCGGUCAAGAUGGAUCCUCUGUUCAAACAUAUACUAUACAAACAUCACCAGAGCCUGUAAGUGACGCCAAUACAAUUAUAAUUCAACAGAAAAUACGCAAAAUCACAAAACCAGUAACGAAAUUACAGAAAAUCAAACCCCAACCGCAAACAUCGCUUGUUACAGAGACAAAAACUAUUAGAGAUACUAAGAAUAAAGACGACAAUAUUUUUGAUAUAAAUUCUAUGCCCAUAGUAAUUUCUGAUGAUAUUUUAACGCCUGAAAGUAUUGAAAAAAUGCCCAUAGUGAUGUCGGAUGGUAAUGUAAUUACAAAUUCUAGUAACCCACCUAAACUUGUUAAGACUAAGUCAACGUUGAUCGAAAGUGAAAAGAUGCCAAUAAGCGCGACUCCAAAUAAAACUGAAAUAAAAACUUUACUAAUGAAUUCUAAUAACGAAAUAAAUAAAGUUACAACUCCUAAUAUUCUUUCAAAAUCGUCUAAAUUACGAGGUGCUAAGCCGAUGUUAGUGAUAGAUAAGACAACAGGAAAACAAAAAAUCAUAAUGACAAAAACGGAACCUACAGUGAAGGAAAUAAAACAGACACCCACAUUAAUACAGUCAGUUCCACAAAGUACUGCUAAGACGGAGAAGUUUAUAAUUCUACCUACACCAAGCUCGCCUCGGCCAGGCAGAACGCAAAAAAUUGUGAUUGACCCCCAAACUGGUAAAGCUCAUGUUCUAGUUGGAAAAGCACCAGAUACUCCGAUAAGUGUUGCUGACAAUAAACCUGUUUCAGCAAAACUUAUACCAUCAGCCUCAGAUGCUAGUACUCCGGGCAACACAGUAAUGAUCAUUACCAAUGCCCAAGGAGCUCAAUCAAGAAUAGUUCUUACUCCGGAACAUGAGAAAAUUUUGUUCCCCAAUAAGCAACAACCUAAUAUAUCACAGCUUAAAAAUUUAACUCAUCGCAUCACAGCUAACUCCGGAGCCGUUCAAAAAACUAUUGUAUCAACUGCGGUCGCAACGAAAACACAAACACGAAUCGUCCCUAAACAAAAAAGUGCUAUUAUUACUUCAAAAGGGCAAUUAAUCGUAGGUAACCGAAUUUCCACCACGACUCAAAAUAUAGCGCCAUUGCCAGAAAUAAGGCCAGCACCGAAACGAAUAUUAGCAACCGAACCUAAAAAGCUUGUACAAACUAUACAAAAAAGUUCUAACGAACCCCUCAUAUUUUUACAACAAAAAUCUGGAACGGUAAUGCAACUAACGGCGGCACAAUUCGAACAUUUACAACGAACCGGUCAGAUAAUACAAAAAGCACCUGCUCAGCAAGAAAAAAUCAUCGUUCAAAAAUCAGUUACACUUUCGUCAAAUGAAUCAGUAGUACCAACUAUCCAAAAACAAAGGAUAAGAAAGCAAGCCAGUGAAACACCAAUGCCGCCUAAGAGAAUAAAACACGAAAUAGCCAUAGCCCCAGCUCCAACGCCAGUGUCUAUGCCGGCUCUAGCUCCCAUAUCUAAUACAAUCGCUCCUCCACAAGUACCAAACGUUUCAAGCACUACAAAUAAUGCGACCGUUUCAAAUUAUUCCGAUAUGGAUAAUUUUGAAGAAUUAUUACCUUCGACAGCGAUCGCUAGACAAGAGCCAGUUUUGGCACAACCCGAACUCCCUACACAGCCUACUACCCCAGCCUCUCUCUCUGAUGGUCAACUGCUGGCAGUUCCUGGAGAACAUUUUGGGGGACCUGCAGGAUCAUUUUAUCUUUGUGUUGAAGAGAACGGAACAUUUACAGUGAUUGACAAUCGUCCAUUGGUACUGGAAAAUAACCAGCUCGUACCGAUGCCUGAGCCGAUGCCGGUGUUGGCACCUGUGCCCGAGCGACGGGAUAUCUUAGAAGCUGCUCUUGCAAAUAGUGACGUGUUCCACGCUGAAACAGCACGUGAUGAAGCACCAGACUUUAGGGACUUGAAUGCUAAUGUUUCAGUCCACUGUCGGGUAUCAGAAACGAGUACAACACUAAAUCAGCCUAUAAUGACUCCAGUUGAAGUUCCUUCAAAAGGCGACAGUGAACCCACGGUGCCAUCAAACCUCGAAGAUGGGUUAGCUGUCAUCGGAGUGACCCCACAUACCGUACCCACGUCUCUCGAAUUACCCAUAACCGUAACUGAUCCUCGAAUAGCACCGAAAACCACGAACCCCUUGAGCAAUAAUAAUUACGGUACAUCACUACUACCUUCACCAAACACGGAAAUGACGUUCACAACCACUGAAGAUAUAUCGGUUGGUCCAAUAUCGAUGCCCCUUCUAACUGAAGAGGAAAGUGUGGGGAAAUCGAUGCCUAUACUCACAGAUGAGGUGAAUGAGAGAACUGUGUCCUCUGUGGAGUCAACCAUUGGGUCGCCUUCGUCCAUAGAUGUCAGAGAGUCUGAGAACGAGGACAGCGGGCAGUGGCCUCGGAGACUCCUAACUCCCUGCUCAGACACCUCAGAGACUUCAGCCGAAAUACCCUUACAACCCAUUAUGCAGUUAUCAGUGAAUGAUCUAUCUCAUAGCAGU
Brenthis ino (lesser marbled fritillary) is the source of this 5898-nucleotide messenger RNA. The record is from the annotation of a GenBank genome assembly. NCBI's taxonomy places the organism in Eukaryota, Metazoa, Arthropoda, Insecta, Lepidoptera, Nymphalidae.